Molecule: messenger RNA, 2055 nt
Organism: Asparagus officinalis (garden asparagus)
Lineage: Eukaryota; Viridiplantae; Streptophyta; Magnoliopsida; Asparagales; Asparagaceae
Exons: 5
Coding region: 1321-2055 (244 amino acids)
Source: RefSeq, a predicted model, not a curated record
UGGAAGUGUUGUAUCCGGCCGUCCAGCUGGCUACAGGUCGCAAAUUAUCUUUGCUUCCCGCUAUGGUGGCCGAUAUUCAUAGUGGAUUGCGGCAACUAAUCUCCGCAUUUACCCAGGAGAAAAAGAAACCUUCCGCCAGCCUGUCCGUUCCGAAGCUGGAGCUGCCCUAUACUUACUUAAUGGCCUGGUUGGUACUUCAUCGACCAGAUUUAAUGGAGGCUCCUGAUACGGUAGAUCUCAGUGUCCCUCUGUUGCAAAAUCUCGAGAAUUGCAAAUGGAGCAAACAUCGAGAGCCGGACAUAACGAGGCAGUUUAAAAUUCACAAAUGUUGGGAAUUUUUUCCUUGCUUCCCUCAGUUCUCCGGUACUUACAACACUACCUUAGUGGAUGCUGAAGACCCAAGGCAGAAUCGUACCAUCUUGGAUGUCGGGUGCUUCAGAUGGUUGAUGAAUAUUCGACCUGGAUAUCUGUUGUUCAGGAUAAGGGAUGUUUGCCACAUCGAACCCUAUCUUCCAUGUCGAUUCGCCCGUCAGUUCGGGUAUGAUCAGAUAUACAUCGGCAACCCGAAUCGUCACCUCAGCUUUCGAGGUGGACUUAUCGACGGGGCGAGAGCUUGGUUUUGGAGCAUUGCCGGCUGCACCAAUGUUGAAUUUGAUCUCCCCUUAGAGACGCCGCCUCUACGGAUGACUUUCCUCUUUUGCAAAUGGCUGAUAGCCACCAAUAUUGCCACUCGACGUAGGAGGAUAUCAGACUCAGAGGAGGAAAUAGCUCCACGACAAGCAACAGAACCGCCUCGUGAAGCUGUGAUGUCGCCUCGAGGAAAAGAGGCUGCUGAAUCAUCAAGGAAAGGAAAGGAACCGGCUCUCCCAGUUGAUAGUGAAGAGGAGUUUGAUAGUGAAGCAACCGAAACUUCAGAAGGGGAAGACGAGAAUGAAUCAAGUUCUGAGGAAGUAUCUGGCCUUCCCGAUUCAUUCUUUGAUAGAGGACUUGUAAGGCCUUCUGUCGCUCCGACCCAACCACAAGCUGCUCCAAAGAAACGUAAGGAAAGAGUCGUCAUGGAACAUCCUAACCGGAUGACGGUAGAAGUUCUUAGUUGCGACGAAGAGGAUGAAGAGGAUAUGGUGCCUCUCAUUCGUCGGCAAAUAUCUCGAACUUCUACUCAAGCUCAAACUCAAGUUUCUCCCCGAGCUGAGUUACGCACCAAACAUCGUCAUGAAGGUUCUGGUGCACGCCCUCUGAAGAAACAGAAGAAAGCUGUUUCUAAACCGCGCGUUCAUCUUCCUGCUGUAGAAGAGACAUCCGGUCGUAGUGUUUCUUCUGAUGAACAAGGUAGCGAUUUGUUUUUAUAGCUUUUACACUUUUUUGAUGUUCAAACUUAUUUCAUGUUCAACUUCUGCAGGGAGUCGAGAGGAAGGAGAAUUGCCAGCUGAUGCUGCUUCUCCCGGAGGUAUGGAAAUUGAGGAAACAAGCUUCGUCCAACAAAUGCAUGAUGCUCUGAAGGAAGGAUCGGCUGAUGUUCCACCCACUCCUGACGUUGAUCCAUCAGCUGCGGACACAGUCAAAUUAAAAGAAGCAGGUACCAGUAGUGGAGCUCUCGAAUCAGCCCCGACCAACGAAGAUGUCACAAUGCACGAAUCUGUUGGAGGAGAGACCACGCAUACAACAGAGGUCGAGGAAUUCAAUGAACAUCACCUCGAUUUCAAUCUCUCUGAAGGCGACCAUGAGUAUAUCUCCGACUUAUUAUCGGGGAAAACUCCUGGUGCAGCCACGGAAUCCAGUGUUGGAGUCGGUUCAACAGAAGCAGGACCAGUUACUGGAACUGAUACUACUAUCAUCACCGAAACAUCUGAACAACCGGAGGAAUCUCCUCUUAAAGAGUCUCUUAGUUUGGACCCGCCGUCCUCUGAGACUUUAGUUGAAAAAGUCCCUGAUGUAGCGGGUGCAUCAACAGCUACCAUUCCUGAACCAAUCUUGACUGUUCAGGAAUCCAGAUUAUCAUCCUUGAGCGAACCAAGUCAUGCUGAAGGUUCUUCCGUCGAAUUUGGUAUGCUUUAG